AUCACAUGACGAGCACUGGUCAUAUGACUGAGUAAGAUGGCGACGCAGAUAAGAGGGCGUAUGUUACUGUUUUUCAGUUUCUUCUUCGUUUGGGAAACCGUGAGGGGAAAGACCACCCGCAACGAUACGGAGCCGGUACCGGUGGUCAUUUGGCAUGGCAUGGGUGAUAGCUGUUGCAAAGCAUUUACCCUGAAAUUUAUUAACCUGGUGGAAGAAACUGUUCCAGGAAGUUAUGUCUUAUCUUUGAAAAUUGGAAAAAGUGCUACUGAGGAAAUUGAGAACAGUUACUUCAUGAAUGUAAAUGAUCAAGUUGAGAUGGCGUGUGACAUAUUGUACAAGGAUAAGAAGCUACAAAAUGGAUACAAUGCAAUGGGCUUCUCUCAAGGAGGUCAGUUUAUGAGAGCCGUGGCACAGAGAUGUCCUUCUCCUGCAAUGAAAAACCUGAUCACAUUUGGAGCCCAACAUCAAGGUGUGUAUGGUUUACCACGCUGUCCUGGAAAGAGUUCGCGCGUAUGCGACUGGAUAAGGAAGAUGUUAAACCUGGGUGCUUACAGUAGUCCAAUUCAACAGCACUUUGUACAGGCAGAGUAUUGGCAUGAUCCCUUGAACGAAGACCUGUACAAGAACAGAAGCGUUUUCUUGGCAGAAAUUAAUCAAGAAAGGAGAAUCAAUGAAAGUUAUAAGGAGAAUCUGAUGAAGUUAAAUAAGUUUGUAAUGGUGAAAUUCUUGAAGGAUUCUGUGGUUAAUCCAGUUGAUUCAGAGUGGUUUGGUUUCUACAAAACUGGCCAGGCCAAGGACACUUGCAGCUUGCAGGAGAGUGUUCUUUAUCAAGAGGAUCGAUUGGGACUGAAGGCAAUGGACAAAGUGGGCAAAUUGGAAUUUCUAACCGUACAUGGGGACCACCUUCAAUUCUCAAAGGAAUGGUUCAUUAAUAACAUAGUUCCUUACCUGAAGUGAUUCUUAAGCUGUCAAUUAAUUGGUUCACCUCCAUCACUAACGCACUUAAGAACUCAGAAAGCCGUGUUUAAAAACAACUGACACAUUAGUGGAGUUUGAAGGAGCGUCUGUUCAAAGUUUGUGAUUUUCCACAAUGUCAUCUACUUGUUUAAUUGAAUUCACAGUACUUGUAAUGAUGGAACUCAAUUCAUACCUUUAUGUUGCUUAAUUUGAAUUGCUAGACCAUUCAAUUUCUAAUGCAGAAAACAUUUUAGAAUCCAGGAGUAAUUUGGACCUUUCUUUAAAGCUGAUGCCAAAUGAGCCAAAGUAAUGGUUUUGAAAGUGGAAUCAAAUGUUCAGGAAUGAACCAUUCAGAACAAAAGUAUUACUUUCUGAUGAGUUAGCUCAUCAGGCAUGAGUUUGGUAGUUCUAUAAUCAUCAUGAACAGUCAGCAAUUGUUGCCAAACCUGACUACUAAUCAUUUGGUAGCCCCUGCUAAAAAUUGCAAAUUGAAUGAGAAGAGGAUCCGGCUUCGUUUGAUGACUCCCUUUGCUGAAUAGGUCACUGACACUCUUGACUCCUAUGGGAAAGUUUAAGCUAAUGCUGAAACGGCACUAGAAACAUUUGAGAGCAAGCACCUUGUAUUAUGUGAUACCUUGUAAUUAUUUGAAGCUGCACUAAGUGAAUUUAUUGGUAUUAUUGCUUCCUACCUUUUAACGAUGGAUUUUUCUCAUUAAGUGAAAUAGCAGCCCCAAGCCUUACACCGAUUACUUGACUUGUCAUAUGCUUCAAAAACUCAAAUAGGCCAGAAAUUGCUUGCUGUAAUAGUGUACUCUGUGGCAACUUGGAUUGAAUUUUUUUUAAUGUUACCAUUCAUAGAGUAUUAAUUUGUAACUUUUUUCAAAUGGUACAAUGACAAUAAGAUUUUAAUGUCAUUUUUGCAUCUCAUGAUCUAUCCACAAGGCACUGUAGAAAACUAGAAAACAGAUGCCAAAACUGGGAGAUUGGAUAUUGUAGUGGGUGACCUUAAAGUUCUGAAAGUACAGUAAACAUUUUAUUAUUUGGCAACAAUGGGACCAGGUGUGUGCCAGUUAAUCAAUUACUCCAGAUAGCCAAGACACCCAUAUAAUCAAUAUAAACAUGCACUAAGUAAUAAAAAUGUAAAGCAGGGCUAUACACACCCCUAUUAUACUUAAAGCAUAAAUCACCUAAAUAAAACUUACCAACGGAGAGCCGCCCUGCUUGCGCUUUCACUACUUGGACGCUGUAGUAUUUCAGGAGAAAUUGACUCAAAAUUGAAUCAACUGUUGAUAUUUCCUGUGGCCAUUCACCAAAUUGAACCAUGAGUAUGUUUACAUUGAGGUAAAUAAAUUAAACUAUAAUUGAAUAGAAUAAUACUGCAAACUUCAUGGUAUUUGAGGUUUAUAACUUUUGCUGCUUUAUCGAGUGCCUUUCAUAAGGUGCCAGUUAAAACACAGCUUGUUGUACAAUAAAUCAACUCUUAAAAAGAAAUUAACUGUAUUUUAAAAUACAGUGCAGAAAAUUUUGCAAGUACACUUGAAAAAUUUGGACAAAUUUAUUUCUGUGAGUGCAUGAUUUUCAUUCUCAUCUCUGUUAACUGUUAAGUGGUGUUUCGAACUAUUAUCAAGUAAAAAUUCUACAUUUCUUGUUGAAUUUUGCUUCCUUUCAUUUGUUACACUGGGAACCUAUUCAGGACUUCCUGGGGCAGCACAGUGACUCACUGGUUAGCCUUGCUGCCUCACAGUGCCAGACACCUCAGUUUGAUUCCAGCCUCUGGCAACUGUCUGUGUGGAGUUUAUACAUCCCCCCCAUGUCUGCAUAGGUUUCCUCCGGGUGCUCUGGUUUCCUCCCACAAUGCAACGAUGUGCAGGGUAGGUGGAUUGGCCAUGUUAAAUUUCCCAUAGUGCCCAGGGAUGUUUAAGUUGGGUUAGACAUGGGAAAUCAGGGGUAGGGGAAUGUGUCUGGGUGGGAUGCUUUUUGGAGGGACGGUGUGGACUUCUUAGGCCAAAUGGCCUGUUUCCACAUUGUAGGGAUUCAACCAUAAUAAUUGAGUCCAAGGGGGUGAAGGGGAAGUGGCUAUCAUUGCUGAAAUGUCUAUGACCACCAGUUGCUCCUAGCUGGAGCAUGCUUUAUUUAGUCAUGAGCUUCUGCCCAACUGUCUGUCCAACUUUGAAAGGCAUGGUCUUUGCCACAUUGAGAACCACCACCAUCAUGGCUUUAAAAAAAAGUGGCAAAGUUUUAGAAGACUUUGAUCUUGCUAUGGACCAGUGAAGCGAUUUCUUUUCCACACCAACUUGCCAGAAGAGUGAAGUUAGUUAUCCAGUAAUGAUUAGUAUGGAGCUAUAAGAAUUUCACACUUUCAAGUUAUAAUUCAUUGUAUAAAUCAAUAACCCUGUUAGUGUCUAAUAUUGAUGGUAUUUAAUGGCAUGUCAUUCAGUUAGCCACCCAAAUUCUUGUAUCUUCUGUAAAUACCAUUAUUUUUGUAAUGUGUUCUCCUCUUCUUGAACUUUUUAAAAUUAUCUUGCCCAUCCCCUUCACUCAUGUUUCAUGUUUAACCUGAACUUUGCUCUAUCAUCAGCUUCUGGACAUGUGCAAGAGUUGUUCUCCUCAGUAUUUCCCUACAGGUCAGAAUCUAUAUUUCUUGUAUCAGUAAUUGCAAGCACAGAAAUGUGAUAGCACAAAAGAGACUAUUGAUCCCAAAGUGCGUCCACCUGAUCUCCCAGUGAGCAACUUGCAUGUCUCCAAUCCCCUGCCUUUUCUCUGUAAAUAAUUUUAUUCACUCUUGAAUGUUGCAAAUUGAACCUACUUUCAACACACCAAGUUAACCAUUCCAAAUCCUAAUAUUUGCGGUGUAAAAACUUUAUUUUGCAUGUUGCUAUGGCUAUUUUUGCCAACUAACUCAAUCUGUGGCAGAUUUUCUGUCCUUUUCUGAGUGGGGAGAACUUUUCCCCAUCUCUCUUUAUUUCAGACAUCAUUAUUUUGAAUACUCCUUUAAACCUUCUCUUCAAGGAAAACUGUCCUAACCCCUCCAAUCUAUGAAGUUCCUUUUUGGAACCAUUAAUUGCAAUUUAACAAAUCUUUUCUGCACUAUCUUGUAAUGCCUUUGCACCUAUUCUAAAACGUGGUGAAUUUGAAACAGUAUUUGUUGCUGUUGCUUGAAUUAUCCUUGGGGGUAAAUCAAUGGCUUAAUUAGAAUAAUUUAGAAACUGGAUUAGGACUGGAUAAAGUUUGUCAGUAAUGGGGUAAAAUGACCUAUACUUUCUUGUUGUGUCAAGUGAGUACCAACUUUCAUAUCUUUAUGAAAUGUAUAUUAUAAUCUUGUCUUCUAAACAAAGAGACAAACAAAAUCACUCCCUUUUAAAUCUGUAGACAAAUAUUUUGUUGACGUAGUUCUAGGGAAAAUAACUAAAAUAUUAUUGCUCUUACACAUGAAUAGACUUAGUAUUCUGCAUGAGCACUAACCACUGUUCAGACUUGGUCAUCUUAUGGCUCAGAGCUGUUAUAGUAAGAAUAAGGUAAAUUUAAAAAGACCUUGAAGUAUAUUAGUGACCACAAUAAGUUUAGAAGAUUGCUUUUAAUAAAGGAACAAUAUAGGCUUCUGGAGAUUAUUUUGAAAUUUAGUUUAGGGUGAAUCAAAUGAGACAUGAAGACGCAAAACUUCAGUGUCAAGGUUUUUCAUCCUUUUUGCAAGGGGUUAUUCACAUCUGAUGCAGGUUGGCAGCAUUUGCAAAAAAAAGUUUAAAUAAGGUUUUUAAUGUUAAUCGCUGAUAACCUGUUUGUUGUGAUGACAACUUAUUUUGAAUAACUUUGGGAAUCAAAGAGAGAUUCCUCAGAUUUUGCUUCACCUUUUGAAUUGGCUUAGGCUUUUGACGGUGGUGAGGGAAUUAAGUUGCAGCAUAGCUGCAUGAUCUGGCUAGACUUUGUAAUUUUGUAAAAUUGUUCUGCUCGUGCUUCGCAAAA
Messenger RNA from Stegostoma tigrinum, 4917 nucleotides. Its product is annotated as palmitoyl-protein thioesterase 1-like. Gene Ontology annotation, molecular function: palmitoyl-(protein) hydrolase activity. The record is from RefSeq and is a predicted model, not a curated record. The coding region runs from base 37 to 957 and encodes 306 amino acids. NCBI's taxonomy places the organism in Eukaryota, Metazoa, Chordata, Chondrichthyes, Orectolobiformes, Stegostomatidae. The transcript is spliced from 9 exons. Gene Ontology annotation, biological process: protein depalmitoylation; receptor-mediated endocytosis. Gene Ontology annotation, cellular component: lysosome.